AUGUGGAUUUGGUAUGGUUUAUUUCCGGUGUGGAUGGACCUGGUUUAUUCCCGGGUGUGGAUUGGUCUGUGGUUUAUUCCCGGGUGUGGAUUGGUGGAUUGCUAUAAGAGAAAUAUCGGAACUCAUUUCCGCCUAAAUUCACCCGAGACAAUGGUGUGGGUGGAUUUGGGUUCCCUUAUACCCUGUGACCCCGAAACAGGGCUAGAGGGGCAGCGAGCCCUGUUUCAAAAAAUGCCCUGUGUCCACAAUGAGCCGUCGCGAAAUAUGCCAGGGACACGCCUCGCAAGGGACGCCCCCAGGGGAAGGCGCUCCAGUAAGGGCGGGGCCAAGAGACGCACCCCGGGACUUUGGUUGUCAAAAGACCAGAAAAUCCUGGCAGAAAAUUGCCUUUCUGUGCAUUUCGGGCGGCGGCUCUUUUCAUAUUUCAUUGGUGGAGGAAAUGUUGCAGGAAAUGCCUUUGCAGAGCAGUGUGACGUACAAGACUGUGAUGUGGAGUUGCAUCGGUCUGCCGAUAAUCUAGUCCACCAGAUCUCGCCUUACAGCCAGACCGACUGGCAUGGUUUUCAUUCAGAGUUUUCCUUCACCGAGCCUCUACCUCAGGGGGCAUACCCUACAAGGCAGCAAGGGGGUCUGAUUAUACCCCGACCAGUUAAACAGCUAUGUAACACUGAAGCUGCAGAAUGUCAAGUCGACUACAGUGUGCGUCAAGGGCCCCAACCAUGCUGGGAACAGGACUUCCUCUUAACUGGAGGAGACGGAGGCGCAGGAGCUGCAGAGGAAGCUGGAGGUGCUCAACCACCUCAUGGAUCAGGAAACCCGGGGGGCGCUGGGACCCUCCAGGACUCCCCAGCAGACUCUCAUGUCGAGAAUGUCAGAGGACAGCGACUACACGAGCGAUAUCAACUACCCGGUGGGGCAGCAUCCGAACUCCUCGGCGUCGCAGUUCCUGUCGGUGGCCAACCAGAUGUCGACGCCCCAGAGAUCGCUGGAGACGAGCCGCGAGAACUCGUACGAGCGCGAGGACAGCGUGCAGUACGGCGUGGACGGCCCCCUGGACUCGUACGGGCCGGCGAGCGACCGCGGUUACUACGACGACACGUACGAGAACAACAAGCGUAACGAGGGGCGCUCCCACACCGGCGGCUUCGAGGACGACCUGUACUACAACAGCCGACCGAACAACAGGAAAGACUAUAGCCCGGUGAGCAGCUACUUCAACACCCACGAGUACAUCAGCCAGUACGCGAACCAGGAGGACUUCGACAAGGCGCCCGUCACCACUACCACCACCACCACCACCACCACGUCCUCCAGCAACGCCAGAGGGAAGCUCACCAGAGGGACGACGCGGCGACCAAGCUUGGAGAGACAGAUCACCCUGUACGACGAGCAAGGCGGGGGAACGAGUGGGGACGUGACCAGUCGAGAAAACAGUAGUGCAGUGCCUGGUGAUGAGCAGGAAGUGUGGUAUGAUAAAGACAGGACAGAGGGAUACUAUGGGGAGUAUGGCAAAGAGUACCCCAAGGACGAGGGCUACCAGAAUGACAAAACGGACGACGGCUACGCUGGGGAGCAGUACGAUGAAUAUGGGUAUGAUCAGUACGGGCAAUACUAUGACUAUUACGGGUAUGAUAAGAACGCUGAGAACUAUGACUAUUCUCAGUAUGGGUAUUACGGCUAUGAGGGGUGGGAGAACUACUACCAGAACUAUGAUGGUUAUUACGGUUAUUAUGACGAGGCAGGGGUCUUUCAUAAUUGCAAUGAAAAUUACAAUUAUGCUUAUAGAAGCAAUGAACAUUUGGACACUUCCGAGGAGGUGCAAGGUGAUAGUUACAAAGGUGGGUCGCUGGAUGCCUACAAGAUGAUCACUGCUUACACCACCACAGCCACCACCACAGCUAUCACCACCACCACAGCCAUCAGCCCUGCGAUGACCUUCACCACAUCAACCACCACGAAGCCUUUGGGUAACCACGUGGCGCCCGCACAAAAGCCUCAGCCCAAAGUGGACGGAGGCCUCUUAAACAAACUGCUGCCACAACUUCCUAUUUCCCUUUCAUCCACAACCACUACUGCCGCUGCCACCACGACCACCACAACCACCACCAUUACCACGACGCAGUCUAGCCGCCCCCUCCAGCAGCCAACCAUUCCACAGGCUAGGCCGGUCACAGCACAACAGGCAGCUCAGCAACAUACAACAAUGCAACAAAAACAGCAACAACAACAGCAAAAGCCUGCAGCCGGUGGCUUCGGCUUGUUCGGUGGCAUGAACAAGAAAGGUGGCCUUUUCAAUGCCAUGUCCGGCAUAACGUCCAAAAUGAGCGACACACUCAACACGGCAGUUAAAGAAGUUUCAGCAGUUGCACAACACGCGAAUGUUGCAGCCCAACAGACUACCAAAGCGGCAACAGCUAAAGCGGCGGCUGCAGCCAAGUCAGCUGGAGUCGUGCCCCCCGCCGCGGCCCAGAAGGCGCCGACACCCCCAACCGCGCAGCCCAAGCCCAGCGCACCGAUGACGCCCCGCACCCUCACCAAGCAGGAGAGCGUGCGCAGCGACAAGAUGCCCGGGGACGAGGCCGAGAGGCGGUCUCUGGCCACGCUUCCCGAGGUCUCGGACCCAGCGUACCAGAGCGACUCCCAGGACCAGCAACAACUUUGGCACCAGGACAGCUUCGAAACCGCGCACACAGACCGAACACAGCCGCGCCAGGACAGUUACGAGACGGCGCCGGAGGACUCCAUCUACGACGAGGAAAUCGAGCCCCAUCCUCACGACGCGGAGUAUGACGACUACUAUCCUCGCCAUCGUGGGGACUAUCAGGACUCAUACUACGGUGACUACUACAAUGAUGAUCCUCACUAUCGGUACGGUGAUGACUUCGAGGACUCCUUCGAUAAUGAUGAUGUCUCGAGUAUUGUGGACACAGACAGGAACCUGCGUCGCUAUCCUUCCCAGGGAUCACAGGAGAGGUUCAUCGACGGGGACGGCCAGUAUUCCACCGAGUACGACAGCGGGACGGACUCGAGAGAGGUAGUCAACGCCAGGAUAGAGCCGUACCCAGGAGACCUGAGCAAGGUGCUGAGCGACACCCCCCACGCCGGCCCGACGCUGCCUGAACAAGCGCCUGGGGCUCCCAAGGUACAGACGUACUUAUGCACCCCGUGA
Molecule: messenger RNA, 3169 nt
Organism: Penaeus vannamei (Pacific white shrimp)
Lineage: Eukaryota; Metazoa; Arthropoda; Malacostraca; Decapoda; Penaeidae
Source: RefSeq, a predicted model, not a curated record